This is a messenger RNA of Mizuhopecten yessoensis (Yesso scallop), 4640 nucleotides long. Its product is annotated as nicotinamide N-methyltransferase-like. NCBI's taxonomy places the organism in Eukaryota, Metazoa, Mollusca, Bivalvia, Pectinida, Pectinidae. Gene Ontology annotation, cellular component: cytosol. Gene Ontology annotation, molecular function: N-methyltransferase activity. The record is from RefSeq and is a predicted model, not a curated record. The transcript is spliced from 3 exons. The coding region runs from base 136 to 2736 and encodes 866 amino acids.
AUUCCCGCUAAUUUUACCAUACCGCGUCUGGCGUUUCACUAAGCGUCACGGCUGAAAUCACAGUGUUCAGACCAAGAAGUAGGUCACGUUCAUGUUUAUGAUAUCUGAGGACAGGACGGACAGGUAUCUUGGACCAUGGUUAUUCUAAAUCACGUGAUAAGAAUGGUCGUAUCAGCCCUAUCCCUAUAUCAGAGUAAUGCUUUGUGGCGUGAUCUAACACUAAGCGACGAAGGGAGCUCAGAAUGUCCAGGGGUGUAUAACCAGAUAGAGUUCUCGUCCAAUUGCACUGUAUCAUGUCCGCGGGCUGCACCACUACAGUUCCAACAGCUAUGCCUUGCGUUUUGCCCAUAUGGGUACCAAUACAAUUCUCCCGAUACGUGUAGUAAUGCAACAGGACUUAUUGAUGAUAAGUCAUCGAACCACUGUCAGGUGGUUACAUGCCCCAGUGAUAAGCCGUUAUGUUACGACACACAGUGUUUGUCCGUUUGUCCGAAUGGAACUCUCCCUGAUGAAGGCAAUUGCAUGCAUGAUUGUUCAGACACAUCUCCGCUUGUCCUGAAUGACUCUUGUGUGUCGAGCUGUCCCGCGGACAGCCCAUAUAACGAAUAUGGACAUUGUGUGUCAGCUUGUUCUACGAGAUAUUUCCUCCACGGCCAGACCUGUUUCAGAACAUGUCCCCAACACACGCACCAGUAUCUUUCUACGUGCGUCGAUGUCUGUCCACCUGAAGCCCCGAAAUCUCUCGGAGUUUGGAAUAUUAGUCUCUGCGUCACUUCCUGUCCCGAGUUUACAUCCACCAAUGGCAGCAAGUGUGAAGUUCAAUGUCCUAAUGGACAGGACUAUCUAUGGAACGGCUCGUGUGUCAGGGAAUGCCCUGUGAUAGCUCCGUAUGUAUAUGUAUUAACUCGCCGCCUCCCACCGUACGUGAUACCAAUAUGUACACCUGUGUGUCCUGAUCACUAUUAUAUCGAAGCAAAUAACUGUGUACCAACAUGUUCACCCGCCAGGUAUCUAAUGAACUCCACUUGUGAAGCUAGCUGUCCGGAAACUCAUCCAUAUUUUACUGGAAAAUCUCCACCUUUUACAUGUGUUCAGAGCUGUAACCGUAAGCAAAUUCUAAAUAUAGACCAUUGUGUUAAAUCAUGUCCUAUUGGUCGUCUUAUAUUCAAUAGGACAUGCGUAGACGAUUGCCCGGUGACACAUAUCUACAAAGUUAAUCAGACGUGUUUGUCUCGUUGUCCAUCGCCAAUGGUGGUAUACAACGGAAGUUGUCAAAGCUCGUGUCCUAGCAUUGCCAGGUAUUCAUACAAUGGACAAUGUAUUAGCGUGUGCCCGAAUUCGCAUCCAUCUUUCCGUCGAACUCAGUCUGGUAACGUUGUAUGUCAAACAACUGCGAUUUGCCCAGAAGGAGAAUUCACGUGGAAUAAUCAAUGUUUUUAUCAAUGUCCCGAUAACACUGUUUUCAUCAAUUCGACAUGUCUGCGAAAAUGCCCUUUGUCUCAUAAGCUUAAAUACCGAAGUGACAAGCAUCGAUCAGUCCUGUCAAUGGAAUGUGUUGCAGAAUGUGCUGAAAAUACAUUUAUGAAAGAGGAUUUCUGUUUUGAUCAUUGCGAUCCGCCAUUAGUAGGGUUCCCGGAUAAUAACACGUGUUUAGAGCGCUGCCCAGACUCUCAUAAAUGGCGUUCUGUUACUACUACAAAUUCCAAGCAAUUGGCUUUUACUUGUGUUGCUAACUGUUCUGCACCGCGUUUAGUCGAUAAUGAUAAGUGUCAUUUCACAUGUCCAGACUCUAAACCGUUCGCUGUGAAUCAAACUUGUUUAAAGAGUUGUCCAAACGAUUCAAGUUUAAGGACACCGUUUGGGAACGGUAUGACUUGUUCAAAAACAUGCCCUGAAACCUACAUACAGGAAAAUGAUACUUGUGUAUUAAAAUGUUCACAUGGUAAAGUUAUAAUAAACAAAGUAUGUGUGGAUGUUACAAAUUGUGCUAAUGAAUACCAAUUUAUCGAGUAUUCACCCCAUGGUACUAUAUGCCGGAAGCGUUGCCUAGACAACCAGUUCGUUGAUAACAUCCAGUGUGUGACGUCAUGUCCGUCAUUUUCUGUUGGGCAAUUAUGUGUUGAGACGUGUCCAAGCGAUCAAAAGUUUACACGAGGAGAGCACAAUUCAUCAGACGGUCAUGCUGAUAGAAAAUGUUACGAAGAAUGCCCCAGCAAGACAUACGCGAAUGGGACCAAGUGCAUGGCCAUUGAUUGUCCAAUGAAAUAUCUUGCUGAUUCUCGAACAUGUGUGUCUUCAUGUACUAUCUCCCAUCCGUACUUAGAGGAACUCUUCAAGUGCGUGAAUAAGUGUUCAGACGGUUACAUAAUAAUGGGAAGAACUUGUAUAAGAAAGAGUUUUUGUCUCAAGGAUAAAGGUUUCUUUGUGUAUGAUAAACAAUGUGUGAAUUCGUGCCCCACUGGUACCUUCGUGAAUUAUAUCCGUGACGGCUGUAUUUUAUCUAGUAUAGUAUACCUUUUGAUAGUAACUGGAGUGAUCUGUACUGUGUUGUUAACUUCUGGUGCGGUUUGGUUCUACUACAGCAAGAAAAGAAAGAAUUGCAAGACCUGUUUCUCCAUGAUGCAGGGGCGAUAUGCCAGGGACAUUCCGCUGUUAACGGCAGAAUCACUGACAGAAGAUGAUACACUGGCAGAAACAGGAAACGACCCUGAAAGGACGAGGGACGUGGUUCUAUGAACAGUGUUAAAGUCCAGGGAAAUUACAGGGAUGGCACGUAUAUUACAAUUAUACAAUUGUGUAAGUUGGGUUUGUGUCAUUUGCAAACCUUAUUUAUGUACGUUGGUAAAUUGUAAAUCUUCGACAUGAAAGGACCACAGGAAAAACCAUUAACCAACGAUUAAGGAAAUUGAAAGUUUGUUCGGCAAAAUUAAAAGCGUUUUCUUCACCUUAGGUGGCCAUCCGUCUUCGACACCAGGGGUCACGCUCACUUUUCUCUCUGCAUCCCUGAAUAUGGCAUAGCAAAAUCGAAGGUUCUAUCAAAAGAAUUUGGUGGUCGCGUAACGGUAAAAGUGACUGGCUUGGAAGUCGGGUGUCGCUCCUUUGUAAUCUUCAAAAGAUAGGUACAGUAUCAGACCAACGAUCGGUCAGGAUUUUAUUUUACCAGAUACCAAUCAAAUAGCUAGCCGCGUGCCUUAAAUGUUGAUAUGGCACACUCCAGGGGUGCAGAGAGCGAACGUGAGCGUAACCCCUGGAGUAUCGAGGAUGGUGGCCAUCAUGCUUUAAAAAAAACUGUAUAGGUCAACACUAAACGACCUUCAUUUACAAUUUAAUUUAUGACAACGAUAGAGAAUGUGAACUCUUAAACAACUAUUGUACAUGUACAAAUCGGUGAUAUAGUAUAUUUAGUUUGUGGAGUACACGGCAGUGGUGAAGUUUUCAUCUCUUAUAGAGAAAUCGUGAGGUAUAUAUCAGCAAACGGUUAAGUGAUUGUGAAGUACACAUAUUUGUUAUUGUAAUUGUGAAGAACGCAUAUUUGUUAGAGUAAUUGUUAAGUAUACAUAUUGAAUAGAGUAUUUGUAAAGGACAUAUCAGCGUUAGAGUAAGUGUGAAGUACAUAUUUGUGUAAGAGUAAUUGUUAAAAACACAUUAUUUGUGAGAAUAAUCGUGAAGUACAUAUCAGUGUUAGAGUAAUUGUUUAGUACAAAUAUUUGUAAAAGUAAUUGUGAAGUGUGAAGUACAUAUCGGUGUUAGAGUAAUUGUGAAGUGUGAAGUAUAUAUCGGUGUUAGAGUAAUUGUGAAGUACAUAUCGGUGUUAGAGUAAUUGUGAAGUACACAUUAUUUGAUAGUAAUUGUGAAUUACACAUUAUUUGAUAGUAAUUGUGAAGUACACAUUGUUUGAUAGUAAUUGUGAAGGACCCAUAUUUGUUAGAAUAAUUGUGAAGUAAACAUAUUUGGUUAAGUACUUGUGAAGUAUACAUCAGUGUUGGAGUAAGUGUGAAGUACACAUUAUUUGUAAGAGUAAUUGUGAAGUACACAUCAUUUGUUGGUGUAAUUGUGAAGGACACAUAUUUGUUAAAAUAAUUGUGAAGUACACAUCAGUGUUAAAAUAGGUGUGAAGUUCAUAUAGCUGUUAAAGUAAUUGUAAAGUAUACAAUAUUUAUUAGAAUAAUUGUGAAAUACAUAUAUUUGUUAGAGUAGCUGUGAAGUACAUAUCGGUGUAAGAGUAAUUGUAAAGUACACAUAUUUGUUAUAGUAAUUGUGAAGUACACAUCAUUUGUUGGUGUAUUUGUGAAGUACACAUAUUUGUUAAAAUAAUUGUGAAGUACACAUCAGUGUUAAAAUAGGUUUGAAGUUCAUAUAGCUGUUAAAGUAAUUGUAAAGUAUACAAUAUUUAUUAGAAUAAUUGUGAAAUACAUAUAUUUGUUAGAGUAGCUGUGAAGUACAUAUCGGUGUAAGAGUAAUUGUAAAGUACACAUAUUUGUUAUAGUAAUUGUGAAAUACAUUUUUUUGUUAUAGUAUACUGUACAUAGAUUUGUUUUAUCGGAUAAAUAAACCCUUAUUUCUGUAUUUGGAUUUUAAAGGUUAAAACAUCUGCAGACUUUGCUUGAAAGAUAUGAUAAUGUAAAUAGAAUAUACAUUUU